GCCUAAAAUGAAGAAUAACAAGUACUAGGCUAGAAUGAGAGAGCAUUAUUGCGCGUAAAGAGUAACGUUGCUCGCGGCCCUAACAAAAGACCCAAGCGGGCCUCGGCGAGGGAGGGGGUUGCAUUUUGGGGCGGCACGGAGAGGCCGAGCCUCCCGUCCAAUGGGCGGCGGAGGAGGCCUCCGCAACGGGCCAAUCAGGGCGGUGCGGAGAUGGUGACCAAUCAGCAGACGCCGCUGCCGGCUUUAUAAACUUCACAUAGGCAUUUGGAGGCUAUACUCCGACUGUGAAAGAAGGAAGCUAGCUAGCGCCAUGGCCAGAACCAAGCAAACCGCUCGCAAAUCCACCGGUGGCAAAGCACCCAGGAAGCAGCUCGCCACCAAGGCUGCGCGCAAGAGCGCCCCGGCCACCGGCGGCGUGAAGAAGCCUCACCGUUACAGGCCCGGCACCGUGGCUCUUAGAGAGAUCCGUCGUUACCAGAAGUCCACUGAGCUGCUGAUCCGCAAACUGCCUUUCCAGCGCCUGGUGCGAGAAAUUGCCCAGGACUUUAAGACCGACCUGCGCUUCCAGAGUUCCGCAGUGAUGGCCCUGCAGGAAGCAAGCGAGGCUUACCUGGUCGGCCUGUUCGAGGACACCAACCUGUGCGCCAUCCACGCCAAGAGGGUGACCAUCAUGCCCAAGGACAUCCAGCUGGCCCGUCGUAUUCGCGGAGAGCGCGCAUAAACGAUGACCUGAUCUCCAAAAUCCCCCAAAGGCUCUUUUAAGAGCCACCUCCAUAUUUCAGUCAAAAAGGCACAAUUGUUCCAUUUGUACACGCCCCUUUCCCACAGUUUUCCCUGCUCUCGAGUCCCUACAGACCGUGGUUCGAUUCCAGGCUGUAUCACCACCGGCCGUGAUUGUAAAUAAGAGUUUGUUCUUAACUGACUUGAGUCGUUUCAAUAACGCUCUCUAUAUGUGAUUAGAUGUAUGCCUAGAGUAGAAGAGGGGAAAAUACAGUAGCAGUAAUGAGUGAUAGUAAUGAUAUAGGGCAAAAAGUGGCGAAAAUGGUCACUAUGUAGCUAAGAACAACUGACUUUGAAAGUCCCAUGUUGCAGUGCCGCUGAUGAGAGGGGAAAAGUUUUACCGUGGAGCACGGAGGCCAUCUAGUGGUUAAACGCGGGUACUGUCAGCGUGUGAGCACGUCAUAGUUGCUCCCUAUUGGUAUUUGAUCUUCAGGCCAGUGUUUCCCAAACUCGGUCCUCGGGUCCCCAAGUGGGGUACGUUGUGUUUUUUCGAAUCCAAUUGCUCUUGGAAUGUAACAUGCUAGAGUAUGUCUUUUCCUUUGUGAAAAUGGCCAUUCAAUCAUUUCUGGGCCAUGUGACAUUCCUCGAUGGCCCAAAAAAUCCAUGUUUUGAUCCGAUCAUUACAACGUUAGCUGUGUGCACCCCAUAAUUCAUGCGACUGACUAAGCUAUUGAAAGUCAAAUGAUAUAUCUCUGUCCAGCGCAAGUGAAAGGUGGUCGAAAAAAAGUGGUACCAACGUUUUGGUUGAAGGUACAGGAAAUGUUGUAGGCCACCCAAUUAGACGUGAUAUUAUUAAGUCGCCCUUUUGUGCUUGUUUGUGUGAGUGCAUAGGUAAGUUGUUUCGAUAUGGUGGAAUAAAUGGAGAAAUGAAAGGAAUGUAUUUAGUGGGAUGAAUUCAGUGUGCGAUUGAAUAUUCCAAUGCCAUACCCAUUGUUAGUCCUUUAGACUAGAUCCGAGAUCCCUUAAGAGAAUGAAGAGAAAAGGUAUCAGGACGGCAGGAAUCAAUAGAUGUAAUCAUCAAGGGCUUGCAAAAGAGCUGUUACGAAACAGGACACAAGCAGCCGGGAUGAUUGCCCUAUUAGUAGUUGACCAAUUACAAAAUAGCAAUCAGCAAUGCGGGCAGGUACGUGUUGAUUGCUGUAUUGGCUUCGUAAAUAGGCUUCAUAAGGAACUAAAUGGCUCAGCACAUGACACCUUCACAGUGGAGAAUAUUUGAUACUACUGACUUCCGUUGAGUCGAGUCGUGUGUCCUUGACGUGAUUUGAAGUCGACUUCUGAUGUGGGAUUUAGUUCAUUUUUAAAAGAAGAUUUGCUGAGGAAUCGAAAUGAUAAGACAAAGUAAAGGCCCUAAAUACAGGCUGCCAGUUAAAUGCAGCAAUGACACGGCUAAAGUGUGUAAUUGCCGGACCAAAGAGCAGGAAUUGUCUGCUGUUGCAUCUUCACUCAUGAGACAGGUAAUAGCGGAGCUCCGUGGUGCUGAAAAGGACAGCGCCCCUGGCCAUUUGCCAAAGCCUAUUUCCCGUUGGAGGGAUUCUUGACAUGCUAUAGGCACAGUUCAGUACACCCCUCAUCCAACAGACAGACCCCCUCCUGUAAUUGGUCCCAGAAUCAUCCACUUGAUUCCCGACCACCAACCGAUUCUCGGGGUGCAUUGGUGUAAAAUGUGGUCGUCGAGAUAAAGUUCUAUAGGCUACAUGGGGUAAUGGCAUCUGGAGCUUUUUUUUUGGAGCUACCUACACCAGUAGGAGAGCUUACAGAUAAAGAGUGCACUAGGCUAGAGAGAAAAGUAGCAUUCCGUUUUUCAUAAAGUAGGUCAAUGUAACUUACCCUCUUUUGAUACUUGAGAAACAUACAUUCACAUGAUGUCCAAAUCUGCAAGAGACAAACCAGCAGAAAAUCAGCAGGUGAACAAAAGGGUUAAGUGAAUAUGAUUUAAGAGCAGUCAAAUGAAGUAAUAGUGACAUAGAUUGUAAGAACUGAAAUCUACCAUGUGAACAUUGCAUUGUGGCUUUAGAAGAGCAUGUAUUUGUAGAUGAAUGACAGAUUAGGUUUGGUGACAAAGUAACUGUAUAAUUUGAGGUACUCUACAUGAGCAUGUGUUUGCCUAUUUGAUGAUCUGUUGGUAGUUAAUGUUUGAUUUUGACCACGUACUUGUUGUGACAAUUGCAUCAGGUUGAGGGAGAAAUGCUCUGUGUGGCCAUUGUGAGUGGCACUUCUGAUCCAGCAGGUGGUGUUAAGAUCCCUCCCUAUGUGGCUUGAAUGAUGAGCCAGUGUUGGCUAAAUGACUUGUGGUCCAGUGGGUGGCGGUGAAAUGCCUCCCUAUCUAUAUGACUUGACCUAUUCCUUUGACAUUGUUCACUUGGAGAUGAUUCCGGUCUUCUUCGUGUCCUCUUCAUGAGCACUUCUGCAUGUCUUCCUUCCUGUCUUGCCAUGUGUGUUUUUGUUAGAUAUCACUGGGCACAUUCCUAACGUGGAGGUCGUUUGCAUAGCUCAUGUCAUGUGGAUAUAUAAAGUAUUGUAUUGUAAGGUAUGUUAGUCUACGGACUGUCUGACAUGGCUCGUCCAUAUAUUGAUGUAUUCCAAUUCCAUUUGGGUGUAUUGUGUGGAAUGUUGGAACAUGGUUCGAUCUUACUUGUUAGACUUGACUGUGCUGUUGGAGCUAGUAACACAAGCAUUUCUGCUAAACAGGUGUAUGUAUAUCUCUCUAGUCACCCCCAAAACCAAAUCUUUCUUUGGCCGCCUCUCCUUCCUUCCAGUUCUCUGCUGCCAAUGACUGGAAGGAAGUAGAAAAAUCUGUGAAACUGGAAACACUUAUCUCCCUCACUAGCUUUAAGCACCAACUGUCAGAGCAGCUCACAGAUUACUGCACCUGUACAUAGCCCACCUAUAAUUUAGGCCAAACAACUACCUCUUUCCCUACUGUAUUUAAUGAAUGAAUUAAUUUAGCUCCUUUGCACCCCAUUAUUUUUAUUGCUACUUUGGACAUUUGUUCCAUUUGCAAAUCUACCAUUCCAGUGUUUGACUUGCUAUAUUGUAUUUACUUUGCCACCAUGGCCUUUUUUUGACCUUUACCUCCCUUAUCUCACCUCAUUUGCUCACAUGGUAUAUAGACUUGUUUAUACUGUAUUAUUGACUGUAUGUUUGUUUUACUCCAUGUGUAAGUCUGUGUCGUUGUAUGUGUCAAACUGCUUUGCUUUAUCUUGGCUAGGUCGCAAUUGUAAAUGAGAAGUUGUUCUCAACUUGCCUACCUGGUUAAAUAAAGGUGAAAUAAAAAAAUAAAUA
This is a messenger RNA of Oncorhynchus kisutch (coho salmon), 4062 nucleotides long. Its product is annotated as histone H3. Gene Ontology annotation, molecular function: DNA binding; structural constituent of chromatin; protein heterodimerization activity. NCBI's taxonomy places the organism in Eukaryota, Metazoa, Chordata, Actinopteri, Salmoniformes, Salmonidae. Bases 311 to 721 code for a protein of 136 amino acids. Gene Ontology annotation, cellular component: nucleosome. The transcript has a single exon. The record is from RefSeq and is a predicted model, not a curated record.